AUGGUCCGCCACAAGAAAGACAACUUCUCCCGCGGAGGCAAGAAAUUCUCGAGCCCCCGCCCACGCCCUGUACCCCGCGAUGGGAACGAUUCCGGCUCGGAAAGGCCUCCUUUCAGAGCCGCAUGCUGGGAUCUCGGUCAUUGCGAUCCGAAGCGAUGCUCAGGAAAGAGGCUAAUGAACUUCGGUCUGAUGCGAGAGCUGGCCAUCGGGCAGAAGUUCCAGGGUGUGGUUGUCUCGCCCAAUGCGAAGAAAGUCGUCUCCCCCGCCGAUAAAGAGCUACUAGAACAAUAUGGCGCCGCCGUAGUAGAGUGUUCCUGGGUGAGAGUUAAGGAAGUCCCGUGGUCGCGGAUUGGAGGGAAGUGUGAAAGACUCUUACCCUACCUAAUCGCAGCAAACACAGUCAACUACGGAAAGCCAUGGCGAUUAAAUUGCGUCGAAGCUCUAGCCGCCUGCUUCUGUAUUUGCGGUCACGAAGACUGGGCCCGAGUCGUCCUAAAACCCUUCCGAUACGGCGAGGCCUUCCUCGAAAUCAACGCGCAACUUCUGAAGCGGUAUGCGGCAUGUGAAACAGAAGAAGACGUCAAGCGGACAGAAGAGGAAUGGCUUGCGAAGAUAGAAAAAGAGUAUGAAGAGAGCAGGGCAGGAGGCGCAGAUGACAUGUGGACCGUCGGCAACACGAACCGAAGAUUGCAGCCAGACUCGGAAGAUGACGAUGACACGACUAGUGACGAUGAGGGAGAGAAAGACGAUGAAGACGACGAAGGGGAAGAAGAGAAGGACCCUUACGCUAUUUCUGACGACUCCGACGACGAAGAUCAGAUGGCCGCCAUUCGUGCGAAGAUCCUCAAUUCGAAAUCCUUCCAGAACCCGUCAGUCCCUGAUAAGGUGCAGCCAGAAAGGAUUGAACGGCCGGAUAACGGACCACUAGAAGACUCGGAUGCCUUGUCGGGUACAGAAGGAAGUGACGACGAGGCUUUCGAUAACAUCAUAAACGCCACGCCGGUCACUGAUCGAACAGGCAUUAUAGCUGCAUCAAGACACAAGUCACAAGACACGUUCAGUGCCUCGUUUUCAAGGACCGUUGUCAACGCGCCUAGGAGGGGGUAG
Molecule: messenger RNA, 1107 nt
Organism: Aspergillus mulundensis
Lineage: Eukaryota; Fungi; Ascomycota; Eurotiomycetes; Eurotiales; Aspergillaceae
Product: ribosome biogenesis TSR3 family protein
Exons: 3
Coding region: 1-1107 (368 amino acids)
Biological process (GO): maturation of SSU-rRNA
Molecular function (GO): rRNA small subunit aminocarboxypropyltransferase activity
Source: RefSeq, a predicted model, not a curated record